Messenger RNA from Acomys russatus (golden spiny mouse), 1092 nucleotides. It is a transcript of the gene Pttg1, whose product is annotated as PTTG1 regulator of sister chromatid separation, securin. The record is from RefSeq and is a predicted model, not a curated record. Lineage: Eukaryota; Metazoa; Chordata; Mammalia; Rodentia; Muridae. Gene Ontology annotation, biological process: chromosome organization. The transcript has 6 exons. Bases 55 to 654 code for a protein of 199 amino acids. Gene Ontology annotation, cellular component: nucleus; cytoplasm.
GGUGAAUCUACCGGCGACCGCACCUCGGGUGAGGGUGUCGUUGAGUAACCCAGGAUGGCUACUCUAAUCUUUGUUGAGAAGGAUAAUGAAGAACCAGGCAGCCGAUUGGCAUCUAAGGAUGAUUUGAAACUAGGCUCUGGUGUCAAGGCCUUAGAUGGCAAAUUGCAGGUUUCAACGCCACAAGUUGGCAAAGUGUUCAAUGCUCCAGCCUUGCCUAAAGGCAGCAGAAAGGCUUUGGGAACUGUCAACAGAGUUACAGAAAAGCCAGCGAAGACUAAUAGGCCCCUCAAACAAAAACAGCCAACCCUAACUGUGAAAAAGAUCACCGAGAAGCCUGCUAAGACACAAGGCCCGGUUCCUGCUUCUGAUGAUGCCUACCCAGAAAUAGAAAAGUUCUUCCCUUUCAAUCCGCUAGACUUUGAGAGCUUUGACCUGCCUGAGGAGCACCAGAUUGCAUACCUUCCCUUGAGUGGAGUGCCUCUCAUGGUCCUGAAUGAGGAGCGGGAGCUUGAGGAGCUGCUGCACCUGGACCCCCCUUCGCCCCUGAAGACACCCUUUCUACCCUGGGAGUCUAAUCUGUUGCAAUCUCCUUCCAGCAUUCUCUCCGCCCUGGAUGUUGAAUUGCCGCCUCUUUGUUAUGAUGCAGAUAUUUAAACUUCUUACUCCUUUAUAGUUUAUGUACAUUGUAUUAAUAAAGCAUUUGUGUGUGUGCUGGAGGCUAAUUUUACUAAUGCGUGGUUGGUGUUUCUUGGUAUUAGAAGACACCAUUGUUUUCUCUGAAAGUAUACCCUGCAUCUGUACUUUAUUGUGACAGUUAUUAGGUCUCUUAAUUAGAAGAGCCACUUCCAGCUCGUUAAGUAUUUAUUGUUAGGCAUCCUUUAUUACCAAUUCUGUUUAGUUCUAAUGGCUUUAGUAUUCAGUAACUAGAAUUUGAAAGGCUCUAAAUCUUAUGAGUACCGGGCCCCCUCCGGAUCUCUAAGUUAGGUACUUUGAAGAUCCUUGCAGAUGAUUUACUUACAGGUCCGCUUCCCACCUACAAGAAUUGGUUGUUUAUCCAGUUAUGGACCUAAGUAUUUGAGAAGUAUUAAUAUA